AUGACCCUGAAAUUUCAAACGAAGACACUUAAGCAACAAUUCGAUACUUUGCUUCUUCAGCCCUUUCGAGACAUGAGAAAAUACAACUGCAACAACUCACUGUUGGUGAUUGUGAUAGACGCCCUCGACGAAUGCGAUCAAGAUGAUGAUAUUCAAGUCUUGUUGCAGCUGCUUCCCAAGCUACAACAGGCAGUGAGUCUCCGGGUGUUCUUGACGAGUAGGCCUGAACUCCCCAUUCGCCUUGGAUUUUCGGAGAUGUCAGAGCAAGCGCAUCAGGACUUUGCCCUCCAUCAGAUUCCCAAAGAAAUGAUCACACACGACAUAUCCCUUUUCUUGAAUCAUCGGCUUGUCAAGAUCAGGAAGAUUCAAGGACUAUCCAAAGACUGGCCUGGAUCCCACAAUAUCCAUGCUCUUGUUGCGCUGUCUGUCCCACUAUUUAUUUUCAUCGCUACUGUAUGCCGCAUUUUUGAGGACCCUCGUUGGGAUCCAGACGAGAGCUUUGCCGAUAUUCUUGAGCAUCGAAGUGAAGGAUCCCAAAUUGGAGGAGCUUAUCUCCCAGUUUUGAAUAUGCUUUUCAGAGAGCUGAACGAGAGGCAGACACAACGUCUAAAAGAAGAAUAUCAGAAAAUCCUUGGUGCGAUUGUGAUCCUUGAGAGCCCAUUAUCAAUUUGCUCUCUUUCAAAACUUAUUGGCCUCUCUGAAAGGCUGAUUGGUCUUCGUCUGAAGCUAUUGCACUCUGUUUUGAACGUCCCGCAGGAUAACAAUUUACCAGUGCGGAUGUUUCACAUCUCAUUUCGGGAUUUCCUCCUCAACCCGGACUCUCAGGAGGAAAUCCCAAUCCGAAUAAAUGAAAAAGAACUGCAUAGCCGACUGGCCACGCGAUGUCUUCUGUUGUGCCGAAAUCUGAAGAGAAAUGUGUGUGGGCUAAUGAGCGAUGGAACACUGCGAGAGGAGAUUGACCUCCAGACUAUUGAGCAUUGUGUCCCUUCAGAAAUGCAAUACUCCUGCCGCUAUUGGGCACAUCACCUGAUACAAAGCCAAGAUCCUCUGUCUCACCUGGAAGAUGCUUUUAUCUUUCUUCAAAAUCAUUUUCUACACUGGGUGGAAGCAAUGAGCAUCAUAGGUCUAGCGUCUGAAGUUGUGAGGACCAUUGAUUUAUUACAAUCAAUCAAGCAAAUAGACGAUGAGAAUCACGAAUUGUUUGCUUUUCUUUAUGAUGCAAAACGAUUCGUUCUGAAAUUCAGACUCGUUGCUGAUCUGGCUCCCUUGCAAAUCUAUUGUUCGGGACUGUUGUUCGCCUCUAGGACCUCCGUCAUACGAAGUCAUUUUAAACAGGAGCUUCCUGGGUGGAUACUGAGAGUACCAGAUGCUGAAGAAGACUGGGGGAAAACUUUACAAACAUUUGAAGGUCAUUCAGAUGGAAUUACAUCUUUAGCAUUCCGCUUUGACAGCCAGCUUCUGGCUUCUGCCUCGGUCGAUCACACUAUAAAGCUAUGGGAUAUCACCACAGGGGCCUUACUCCAUACUCUGAGGGGCCAUUCAGCCGGAGUCUCAUCUGUUGCAUUCUGUGCUCACGACUCCCAUAUUCUGGCGUCUGGCUCGUACGACAUGACGGUUCGGCUCUGGGACACUGUGACCGGUGAUGUACAGCAGGUUUAUUCAGACCAUACAGAUGGGGUUACGACUUUAGCUGUGUCUCCAAACGGCAAAGUUCUUGCGUCUGGUUCAUUUGAUAGAACUGUCAGGCUAAGAGAUAGAACCACUGGUGCGAUCAUCCAGCCGGUACUCAAAGGACAUACUCGCUCUAUAUUCUCAGUGGCAUUCUCUGCAACUGGACAACUUAUAGCGUCUGGCUCCAGGGAUAGAACAAUUCGUCUCUGGAAUGCUGCCACGGGUGCUCUGAGCUAUAUUCUAUCAGGUCAUUCAGGGCUUAUUUAUUCUGUAAAGUUUUCACCAAAAGACCCACUUCUUGCGUCCAGUUCCGAAGACGGGACAGUCCGACUCUGGAAUACCGAUACAGGCGCUCUACUGCAGACUUUGCAAGGAGAUUCGGAUCUUCAUCCAGUCUUGGCUGUGGAUUUUUGUCCUGAUGGGCGGCUUUUAGCGUCCGGCUCGGAGAACAAGACCGUCGAGGUGAGAGGUACUGUGACAAAAUCCUUGAAUCACAUUUUCAGGGAUCAUUCGGGCAUAGUCCGAUCUGUGGAAUUCUCUCCCGAUGGCAAAAUCCUAGCAUCUGGGUCCUGGGAUCAUACAGUCCGGCUCUGGGAUUUUUCUACACAUGCCUCGUCAGUGACUGUCGAUGCUCACUCAGACUGGGUUUGGUCUGUGGUACUAUCUCCUGAUAACCAGCUCCUAGCUUCGGCCUCGUGGGAUCGCACUAUAAAGCUGUGGGGUUCCUCUUUAUGUCAUCUACAAAGAACGCUCAAAGGCCACAAGGAUGCGGUUCUGGGGAUAGCAUUUUCCCCCGAUGGCCGACUUCUUGCAUCCGCAUCCCGUGAUGAAAGCAUUAGGGUUUGGGAUCUUAUUACAGGGAAGGAAAACUUGAUAUUGAUGGGUCAUUCUGAUCCAGUCUACUGUGUAGGUUUUUCUCCUGAUAGUCAGACGUUGGCCUCUGGCUCGAGUGAUGACACGGUCCGAUUAUGGGAUGCCACCACCGGCUCCCUACGGCAGACUUUGUGCGGACAUUCAAGAUCAAUUCACUCUGUCGUAUUCUCUCCCAAUGGCGUGAUGCUAGCAUCCAGCUCAAGUGAUCACACUAUCCACCUAUGGGACACUGCCACGGGUAUCCUGCGUCAAAAGCUUGAGCGUUGUUCCUAUACAGUUCUAUCCAUGAUAUUCUCUCCGGAUGUUCAAUUCUUAGCGGCUGUUUCUAGCAACCAGACCAUCAAUCUGUGGGAUAUCCCGACAGCGGCCUUACGGCGUACUUGGAGCAUGGACAGGGAGGUGACUGUGUUGCACUUUUCGGACGAUUGUUUAAAGCUCAACACCGACCUCGGAUCCCUCAGUCUGCAGUCCCUCGGUGAUACCCAUACGUGCACCUCAUAUCAGGUCACUGAGGGUGUAUCGGUCUUGGAAAAUACAUGGAUCACCCUCAACGGGGAAAGAAUUCUGUGGCUUCCUCCCGAGUAUCGGCCUGUAUGCUCGGUUGUUCACCGUGAUAAUAUUAUCCUGGGGCAUGCUUCGGGUCGGAUUUCAUUUCUUGGGUUCUCGGCCAUUUCUGAAAGUUCGAUAACAACCGACACUAGGCCUCUACAAGGUGACAAACCUUGGAAAAGUUUCGUAUAG
Molecule: messenger RNA, 3285 nt
Organism: Penicillium odoratum
Lineage: Eukaryota; Fungi; Ascomycota; Eurotiomycetes; Eurotiales; Aspergillaceae
Product: WD40 repeat domain-containing protein
Exons: 2
Coding region: 1-3285 (1094 amino acids)
Molecular function (GO): protein binding
Source: RefSeq, a predicted model, not a curated record